This is a messenger RNA of Ruditapes philippinarum (Manila clam), 1515 nucleotides long. Its product is annotated as tubulin polyglutamylase ttll6-like. Gene Ontology annotation, cellular component: cilium. The transcript is spliced from 9 exons. Gene Ontology annotation, molecular function: tubulin-glutamic acid ligase activity; tubulin binding. Gene Ontology annotation, biological process: microtubule cytoskeleton organization; protein polyglutamylation. The record is from RefSeq and is a predicted model, not a curated record. The annotation marks the transcript as partial. Lineage: Eukaryota; Metazoa; Mollusca; Bivalvia; Venerida; Veneridae.
UCUUGAUUAAAUUUAAACAAAAAUUGUAAAUAAACAGUGUUAUCCGGUCAACGCCAUCUUUAAACAACAUGGCGGAUCAACGUCGAGCUGUUAGGACACUUACUUUUACAAUUUAGGUUAAAUCUGUAUAAGAAAAAUUCUAAGAUUGUAUGAACGUAGGAUAUUUACCGAUUUUUGACGUCUGACCUAAAAAAUAUUAACAAUUCAAUAUUAGAAGAAAAGACAAAAGAGAACUUAAGAAUGUCACAGACUAACAUACCGCCAGAUUCCUGACAUCUACUUCAAACAAAGUUCUUGCAGCUAGUUUAAUAUUUAUCACCAAAAAAAAAAGAGAAAAAAGUCUGAAACGCUCAAAAUGAUGAUGUUCUAAAGGAGACAUGAUUACAUGAUCAAAUAAAAAGGGUUAGUGGGAAAGAUCAUAAAAUGGAUUCCGAUGGAAUCUACGAGGAAACGUACGAAGAUGAAUACGCUGAUGAUGAGAUGCCGGAUGAUAAUGAAGAUACGGUCGUGUUAAGCGAUAGUUCAGACUCGGAGGAAAGCGAACCAGAAGACUCAGGAUUUAGUAACAAUGAAAAUGGUGGUUCGCAAGAGUUGACGUUACUAGACGAGGGGCCAUCAGUGUUGAUACAGCCGUCAAUACUUGAUGACGAGGAUGAAGGGGAAGAUGAUGAAGGAACUUCUUUAAGUAUGCCACAAUCCAUACAUUUGCCUCCCCUUGAUUUGCUGGCAGACGUCACUGCAGAAGCUCGUUUAAUGAUGUCAUCCAAAGAUACUGGUAUCAGUACACAAGCCGAGGAAGAAGGCGAGGGUGAAGGUGACGAUGAUGCUGUCACAACUGAGUCAUCUAAAGAUCUCAUAAUAGAACAAGAAGAUAAAAAGGAAAUAGAAAAGAAAAUACCAAAGAAAAAGAAGAAAAAGAAAAAAUGGUUCUACAUAUGUCUUUCAAACUGUAAAUAUGAUGUUGUUCGUAAAGUGUCACGCAAGUUUGGUUUUAAAGAAGUCUCAGAUGAUGAUGACUGGACACUUUACUGGACGGAUUAUUCUGUGGCCCUGGAAAGGGUCAUGGAUAUGAAAAAAUACCAGAAAAUCAAUCAUUUUCCUGGAAUGAGUGAAAUUUGUAGGAAGGACUUAUUAGCUAGAAAUAUGAACCGAAUGUUAAAGAUGUUUCCAAAAGAAUACAAUGUCUUCCCUAAAACAUGGUGCCUUCCUGCAGAUUAUGGAGAUUUCCAAGCAUACUGUCGACAGAAGAAGAACAAAACAUAUAUAUUAAAGCCAGAGUCUGGUUGCCAAGGUCGUGGUAUCUGGGUCACGAAAAAUCCAAAAGAUGUUAAACCACAUGAGCAUAUGAUCUGUCAACAUUACAUGUCUAGGCCUUUACUAAUUGAUGGUUUCAAAUUUGACUUGAGGAUCUAUACCUUGGUGACUUCUUGUGACCCACUUAGAAUAUUUGUGUUCAAAGAUGGUCUAGCUAGAUUUGCUACCAACAAAUACACAGAACCUACUCAUAGCAAUGUA